UUAUCACUUUGUUUUUCGUUAUAGAUGAAGCCGAUACCAUCCCGGACGACUUUUAUCCUCCUGGUCCAAGCCGCCAUCAUAUCACUGACCUCAGCUCGUACUGGAUUUGAGAAACUAACCGAUUUCGAUUAUAAAGGCACAAAUUAUUACACUGCAAAGAAUUUAUCUUUGUAUGAAUGCCAAGGAUGGUGUAGGGAAGAACAAGAAUGUCAAGCAGCAGCUUUCAGUUUUGUAGUAAAUCCAUUAGUAGCUCAUCAAGAAACGUUAUGUCAACUACAAAAUGAAACGUCAGCUAAUAAUCCGAGUGCUGUUCCACAACGAUCGGUUAACAUGUAUUAUAUGACGAAGAUCCAAUUAAGAACGGAUAAUAUUUGUUCGAGACCUUGGACGUUUGAAAGGGUUCCGAAUAAGAUGAUUAGGGGAUUAGAUAACGCUUUAAUCUACACGUCGACGAAGGAAGCGUGCUUAACAGCAUGUUUAAAUGAGCAUAGAUUCACUUGCAGAUCUGUCGAGUACAACUACAUUACACUUCAGUGCCAACUCAGCGAUUCAGAUAGAAGAACAACUGGUCAAUACGUCCAAUUCAUCGACCAAUCCGGAGUGGAUUACUUCGAAAAUUUAUGUUUAAAAGGAAACUUAGCUUGUAAAACGAACAGAUCAUUUGGCGUACCAAAAAUCGGAGUACCAGACGACAAAGUAGCCCUUUACGCCGACCUCAACUACUACACCGACAAAGAAUUACAAGUUUCAAGCGAAGCGGCUUGUAAAUUAGCCUGCGAAAUUGAAAAUGAGUUUUUGUGCAGGUCAUUUUUAUUCAAAGGACCUCCUCAAGGAUCCCAAUACAAUUGUCAAUUGUACCAUUUGGAUCAUAAGAUGUUACCGGACGGUCCCAGCACUUAUUUGAACGCCGAAAGACCUUUGAUUGAUAAUGGAGAGAGGAUUGGAACUUAUUUCGAAAAUACUUGCGAGAAACAAGUUGGUGUUGGACCAUCAUCCGAAAAUACACUCCCAGUGGUUUUUGAGGCAACUGAAGAUCCCACCAUAAAUAAUCUAACGCGGAGUGAUAUAAAUUGUGAUAAAACUGGGACUUGUUAUGAUGUAUCCGUGAAUUGUAAAGACACCAAAAUCGCUGUGCAAGUAAGAACUAAUAAACCAUUUAACGGCAGAAUUUACGCCUUAGGAAGAUCGGAAACUUGUAAUAUGGAUGUAAUCGAUAGUGAUCUUUUCAGAUUAGAUUUAACGAUGAGUGGGCAAGAUUGUAACACUCAAUCUGUGACCGGAAUUUAUAGCAACACCGUAGUUCUCCAACAUCACAGCGUUGUUAUGACUAAGGCAGAUAAAAUCUAUAAAGUAAAAUGUACUUAUGACAUGUCUUCAAAGAACAUAACAUUCGGAAUGAUGCCGAUUAGAGAUCCAGAGAUGAUUAGCAUCACCUCAGCUCCCGAAGCACCACCACCAAGGAUUAGAAUUUUGGAUAGUCAUAUGCGAGAAGUUGAAACUGUAAGGAUUGGUGAUAAACUCACGUUUAGAAUCGAAAUUCCCGAAGAUACUCCUUAUGGAAUUUUUGCAAGAAGUUGUGUGGCUAUGGCAAAAGAUUCAAAGAGUACCUUCCAAAUAAUUGAUGAGGAUGGUUGUCCGCUCGAUCCAUCAAUUUUCCCAGCAUUCACAACAGACGGAAACGUCUUACAAUCAAUUUACGAAGCAUUUAGAUUUACAGAAUCAUACGGUGUAAUCUUCCAAUGCAACGUUAAAUAUUGUCUGGGUCCGUGCGAUCCAGCAGUUUGCGAAUGGGGAAGGGAAUCAUUAGAAUCCUGGGGCAGGAAGAAGAGAUCCAUCUCAAACGAAACCGAAACCGAUAAAGAAGAAGAUAUGACGUUGAGCCAAGAGAUUUUAGUGUUGGAUUUAGGCGAUGACAAACAAGAUUUUGAUAAAUUGGUAUACAAAGCAACCGAUUACCACGAAGAUAAAAUCACGAUAACCGAAGUGUGUCCAACGAAAACGUCCGUUUUAGCACUUGGCGUAACAUGCGCGCUUCUUGUUAUCUUAUACAUAAGUACCAUUUUCUGUUAUUACAUGAAAAAGUGGUUAAAUCCAUCCAAACACUUGCCGUAA
Messenger RNA from Onthophagus taurus, 2112 nucleotides. The record is from RefSeq and is a predicted model, not a curated record. NCBI's taxonomy places the organism in Eukaryota, Metazoa, Arthropoda, Insecta, Coleoptera, Scarabaeidae.